AUGGCUCCAACCGAAGUUGCAAAUGCCCCUAAGAAGUUCAAUGGCAUACUAACCAAGCUACCUGUGAUAUCAGAAGGUGCCCGUAUCGAAAAACGCCCCUUAACCAGGCGCCAGGCUCCAGCGUCACCCAAAUCCCGGAUUAUCUACGUGUCUUCUAAAGCACCGUUCAUGGCAGUUGUCAAGCGUGCCCGCAAGCAGCUUGAUGCCUCGCUCAAAAAGACCGACGCUGCACCCAAGUACGCGACGCUGCACGCGCGUGUCGAGAGUCUUAAGAGGACUAGCGGCAGUGUUGACAGCGGCAUUGUGACAGUUUUAGGUGCCGGAAAGGCAAUCGAGAAGACGCUUUCCCUCGCCAGUUGGUUUGAGCAAGAGGGUGACUGCGAGGUGGAGAUCAAAACGGGCACUAUUGGCACCAUCGAUGAUGUAGUCGUUGAAGGGGAUGAGGAGGACGAGAGCCGCCUGAGGAAACUCAACUGUUUGGAGGUCCGGAUUAAGCUCAAGUGA
This is a messenger RNA of Fusarium poae, 504 nucleotides long. RefSeq lists its product as uncharacterized. The record is from RefSeq and is a predicted model, not a curated record. Bases 1 to 504 code for a protein of 167 amino acids. Gene Ontology annotation, cellular component: nucleolar ribonuclease P complex; ribonuclease MRP complex. Lineage: Eukaryota; Fungi; Ascomycota; Sordariomycetes; Hypocreales; Nectriaceae. The transcript has 2 exons. Gene Ontology annotation, biological process: tRNA 5'-leader removal; rRNA processing; intronic box C/D snoRNA processing. Gene Ontology annotation, molecular function: RNA binding.